AUUUCCACCCAUUAGAAGGAAUACCAUUUCUAACUCCUUCAAAUUACCCAACAACAGAGGGAACAAGAAACGCCCCCGCCCCCAUCUCACAAGCUAUUCCAAUUCGAAAUUCUUUGCUCCCAAGCUAGACAUCAGCAUAAAUCCUUGCCAAUCAUUCGCUUCAUCAUGCAAGGAACCCGCCCUAUAAUUGCCCUCGACCUGGUCUUUUUGCUGUUGGGUCUGAAUAACAAUCGGACAAAAACAGUGACAGGUUUGAGUUUGUCCAAGAACAUACAAUUCUUGCUCAUUCAUCAGUUAUAAUUAGAGAGAGUGAGACAGAGAGAAUGAGGAAAGAGAAAGUGGGUCUGGUGGCGUUGGUGAUAAUAGUGUCGAGCUGGUGUGUUUCUCCCGCUUCUUCUUCUUCUUCUAGAGGUGAGAUGAGCAGAGGCAAAGCACCCGUGACUUUCGGGUCGCCGUCAUCGUCGCUAGCUCUCAAUCGGGUCGGGUCAUCCGUUGUCUUUUCACUUCACGGCAAUGUUUUCCCAACUGGGUCUUAUAACACAACCAUUUUUGUUGGGCAACCACCAAAGCCUUACUUUGUUGAUCCUGACACUGGUAGUGACCUCACAUGGCUCCAAUGUGAUGCCCCUUGUCGACGAUGCACCCAGACACCACAUCCCCUUUAUCGACCCAACAGCGACCUAGUAAUCUGCAGGGACCCAAUUUGUGCGUCCUUGCAUUCAGGAGACUACAAAUGUGACCACCCGGAGCAAUGUGACUACGAGGUUGAGUAUGCAGACGGUGGCUCUUCUCUUGGUGUACUCGUAAAGGAUGACUUUUCCUUCGAGUCCUACGGCGGCGGGUUUCUUAGUGCUCGUGUCGCCCUCGGAUGUGGAUAUGAUCAGAUCCCCGGUCGAUCCAAUCCUUUCUUAGACGGAGUGCUUGGGCUCGGUAAGGGCAAGUCCAGCAUUGUAUCACAGCUAAGUAGUCAAGGUUUGGUGCCAAACGUACUAGGCCACUGCUUGAGUGCGCGUGGUGGUGGAUUUCUCUUCUUCGGCGAUGAUCUUUAUGACUCCUCCCGCAUCAUGUGGACACCUAUGUCUCGUGAUUACUUAGAGCACUAUUCUCCUGGGACUGCGGAGCUCCUUUUUGCAGGGAAAGCUACUGGACUGAAAAAUCUGUUGUUAGUAGUCGAUAGCGGGAGCUCUUAUACUUACUUUAGUUCCCAGGCAUAUCAAGCCUUCGCUUUCGCGGUGAAGAAAGAACUAAACGGGAAGCCCUUCACUGAAGCAUUAGAUGACCCCACGCUCCCACUCUGCUGGAAAGGCAGGAAACCUUUCAAAAACAUCCGUGAUGUGAGGAAGUACUUCAAGCCCUUUGCACUCAGCUUUAAUAGCGGUGGAAGAACCAAAAACCAAUUUGAAGUCCCCCCUGAAUCAUAUUUGAUUAUAUCGUCCAAGGGAAAUGUUUGCAUGGGAGUUUUAAAUGGAACUGAAGCAGGGCUCCAAAAUAUGAAUGUGAUUGGAGACAUAUCGAUGCAGGACAAGAUGGUAAUCUACGACAACGAGAGGCAACUGAUAGGAUGGGCUGCUGCAGAUUGCAGUCGAAAUCCAAAGUCCAGAGCCACCGUAGCCUGAAUAACAAGGAGCUCCUCAUCGUAUCUCUGUACUUCCAGAUCAGAAUAAUGGAAGCGCUGUGCUUCAAACCAAGCCUUCGCUUAAGAAGCUUAUCAUUGCUAAGUUACUUGUAAAUAAGCUAGGACUAACGUUUUCGUUUUUCUUACUGUACUGGAUGUUGUGUGUACAGAAAAAUUGUUUGCGAGUAUACCCCGAGCGAACUCAAAUACAGCCACGCUUAAUAAGUAAUCCCUGUUGAGGAUAAGUAGAAACUGAUCUUUAUUCAUACUCC
Molecule: messenger RNA, 1887 nt
Organism: Rhodamnia argentea
Lineage: Eukaryota; Viridiplantae; Streptophyta; Magnoliopsida; Myrtales; Myrtaceae
Product: aspartic proteinase Asp1-like
Exons: 8
Coding region: 324-1616 (430 amino acids)
Biological process (GO): proteolysis
Molecular function (GO): aspartic-type endopeptidase activity
Source: RefSeq, a predicted model, not a curated record